Molecule: messenger RNA, 2124 nt
Organism: Penicillium vulpinum
Lineage: Eukaryota; Fungi; Ascomycota; Eurotiomycetes; Eurotiales; Aspergillaceae
Product: putative Ste20-like serine/threonine protein kinase
Exons: 4
Coding region: 1-2124 (707 amino acids)
Biological process (GO): protein phosphorylation
Molecular function (GO): protein kinase activity; ATP binding
Source: RefSeq, a predicted model, not a curated record
AUGCCGCCCCCUAUCGAUCCGGAAACCAUUUACACCAAACAAACUUGCAUCGGUGGUGGAAGUUUCGGUAAGGUGUUCAAAGGUCUAGAUAGACGUACUGGAGAAUCAGUGGCUAUCAAAAUCAUUGACGUGGAGAAUGCCGAGGAUGAUGUCGACGAUAUCAUCAAGGAGAUUGCCAUCUUGUCCGAGCUGAAGUCGCCCUAUGUCACCAAGUACCAUGGCUCAUACUUGAAGGGGUCCAACCUGUGGAUUAUCAUGGAGUUCUGUGCUGGUGGUAGUUGCCACGGUCUCUUGCGGCCCGGUGUAAUCCACGAGGAGUACAUUGCUAUCAUUCUGAGGGAGCUCUUGCGCGGGCUGGAUUAUCUCCACAGUGACCAGAAACUGCACCGAGAUAUCAAAGCUGCCAAUGUUCUUCUCAGCGCGAGUGGCCAAGUUAAAUUAGCGGAUUUUGGCGUGUCUGGACAGCUGUCGGCAACAAUGACCAAGAAAAAUACCUUUGUAGGCACUCCAUUCUGGAUGGCUCCCGAAGUUAUCAAGCAAUCCGGAUACGAUUACAAGGCCGAUAUUUGGUCCUUGGGUAUCACGGCAAUUGAACUGGCCUGUGGUGAUCCUCCAUACGCCGACAUUCACCCGAUGAAAGUGCUGUUUCUGAUCCCCAAGAACCCUCCCCCCACAUUGGUAGGCGAUUUUAGCAAGCCUUUCAAGCAAUUUGUUGAACUGUGCUUGCGCCGAGACCCUAAGGAACGUCCAUCAGCCAAGGAACUUCUUGAGCAUCCGUUUGUGAAGCGUGCCAAAAGAACAACAUACCUGACAGAACUUAUUGAGCGCGCAGAGCGUUGGCAAAUAACUCAUCGGGGCCAAGACGACGACGACGAAUAUGAUGAAUAUGACGAUAGAGAAGCCGAUCAAACAGCAAAGGACAGAACGCAAGAAAAAGAAGACCUUUGGGAUUUCGGCACUGUCCGUCCUGUGGGAAAGGGACAUGCAUCCCCAUUGCGCCCUAUGGCUAAAGGCUCUGACACCAAUGCACGAACAAAUGAAACAGAGGAGUGGGAUCUGUGUGAUGCGACACCCCGACAAGCUGGAACUUUCCAAACACAGUCACACACUCAAGUGGCCCCAACAAACCCUGCUCUGAAUAUUUCUCCCACAAAAACCCCUCUUCCUCCAUCUGCACCAUCUUCCCCCCUCAAGCAACGCCCCUCCCAGACCGCACUUCCUCCACGCAAAGUCGUGUCUUCAGUGUCUUCAGUGGCUGUCAGACCCGCAGUGGACAGCCCUCCCACCAGGGGAUCGAACGAACAAUACACACAGGCAGCAACUCACUAUGCUAGCAAACCUGAUAUUGCUUCUCCAGCCAAUCCUAGUUCCGCGGUCAGUACCCAGGGCACUCCUACCAAGCGACUCUCCAGUAUUCCCCUCCACGAGCAAUACCGCACCCCAUCCGGUCAAAUUGCGCAGAAGUCAACUCCACUUUCUCGCACCGUUGCUGAUUCUCUGGGACAACAGCCACAGUCUCCACGCAUUUCCCAGGCUGCUCCUCUAGGACACCAGCCCCAGUCUCCACGUAUUCCUCAAGCUGCUCUUCCUCUGGGAAAUCAGCCUCAGUCUCCGCGUACCUCUCAAUCCGCUAUUCCAAGACAGACAGAGCCAUUGCAGCACGCAAAGCCAGCUUCAGGACUCAAGUCAAAGCGCGCACCAGCGAACAUGGAUGACCGUAGUAUCCCCCACCGCCCCACACCUCCCACUCCCACUUCCAGUGAGCCCAAGCGUUCUACCCGACCUCUCCCUGAGGCUGAGCGGGCAACUGCCUGUGGGACUGUGAUUCUCCCGGCCCUCCGUGCAGCCAUGGACCGCCGCCGCAACCAUCUCGCCCGCCUCGAACCUGGACGUAACCCUAACGAACCCCCAGCUACCCCAGAAGAAGAGAAGGACUUUGACCGCAGUGUCCGCAUCCAUCAUGGUUUGGAGAAGGUUGCCGAAGAUAUCGCUCGAGCUUUCAGUAACCUCCACCACUGGGACAUGGAGAGACCCGUUGACAUGGGCGGUGGUGUUGAUGCUGUUCUCGACGCCUUCCUCGAGGAGGUCCUCGUCCGGCUGCAGCCCAGUACUGAUGCGCAAUGA